Alligator sinensis (Chinese alligator) is the source of this 983-nucleotide messenger RNA. Its product is annotated as HRAS-like suppressor 3. NCBI's taxonomy places the organism in Eukaryota, Metazoa, Chordata, Crocodylia, Alligatoridae. The transcript has 4 exons. Gene Ontology annotation, biological process: N-acylphosphatidylethanolamine metabolic process. The coding region runs from base 38 to 547 and encodes 169 amino acids. Gene Ontology annotation, cellular component: cytoplasm. The record is from RefSeq and is a predicted model, not a curated record. Gene Ontology annotation, molecular function: A2-type glycerophospholipase activity; glycerophospholipid phospholipase A1 activity.
ACACCGGGCAGCUGAGCAAGCGUGAGGCACCAGGAUCAUGGACAGCCGGGGCCAGGGGCGGCAGAAGGAGCCCAAGCCUGGGGAUCUCAUUCAGAUCUUUCGCUCCACCUACGACCACUGGGCCGUCUACGUGGGCUAUGGCUAUGUUGUCCACAUGGCCCCCCAAGGGCAGGCAGCGGAGGCAGGAUUCUCCAGCCUGUUCUCGGUGCUGACGGACAAGGCGGUGGUGCGCCGGGACCCACUCUGGACUGUGACGGCAGCCGACCGGUACCAGGUGAACAACCUGCAUGACACAGACAUGCCAGCACGGCCCCGCGAGGACAUCGUGCGUGACGCUGAGGCCCAGGUGGGUCAGGUGCUGUCCUACAGCAUCACCAGCCAAAACUGCGAGCACUUCGUCACCCAGCUGCGCUACGGUGUUCCCCGCAGUGACCAGGUCCGGGAUGCUGUGACUGCUGGGGCGGCCGGUGUUGCCCUCUUGGGUGUCUUGGGGGCUGGGCUUUUUGUGGGAAAGAUGCUGUUGCGGAGCAGGAAAGAAGAGGAGUAGCUCACCCCCACUCAGCUCCAUAGACCCACUGUGCCUAUCCCUCGCUCUGGGAACCUUGGGAGCACCUUCCUGCCGCCCCACCUCCCCCAGCCUUGGGACCCCUCACCCCUGCCAGCUGGGGCAAAUGAAUGCAGGGUGUCUGUGUCUGCCUCUCCCACCAGGUCUGUGCUCAAGAGCUCUAUCUCUCUGCUGCCUCCUUUGUGGUGCCAGGGCCCCUCACCCCCCCCCAAUUCCAGUCUAUGUCAUCUGCCCUAUCUUUCAGAAUAUAUCUUUUUAACAAAUUAUAGAUGUAAAAACAAGUCAUACACUAAACAUCAAGCAACUAUGGUAGCCUAUUUACAUGUUAUUUAAAAAAAAUUGUCUUAAUCUAAGGAUUUUUUAGUAGUGGAUGUAGAGAUGAUUGCAUAAUAGGUCAAAAUAAAGUCUAACACUUGUA